This is a messenger RNA of Rhipicephalus sanguineus (brown dog tick), 1256 nucleotides long. It is a transcript of the gene myd, whose product is annotated as 45 kDa calcium-binding protein. The record is from RefSeq and is a predicted model, not a curated record. NCBI's taxonomy places the organism in Eukaryota, Metazoa, Arthropoda, Arachnida, Ixodida, Ixodidae. Bases 171 to 1253 code for a protein of 360 amino acids. Gene Ontology annotation, molecular function: calcium ion binding. Gene Ontology annotation, biological process: calcium-ion regulated exocytosis. Gene Ontology annotation, cellular component: endoplasmic reticulum. The transcript is spliced from 6 exons.
GAGUGUCAUGGCAACGUGUGGCAGCAACAUGUCAACGUAACCUCGGUUACCUGUCGCGAAGCAUCGCGAACUCAAUGUGUGUCGCGCUGUCAUCCGCUUCCCAGGCGAUUUCUUUGCCUUAUGAAUUGUUAUAGUAGUUUCUUGACAAGUGCGCGGACUUUUCAACGGAUAUGAAGGCGUGCAUAAUGAUACGUUGCGUUGUAAAUAUCGCUGUGCUAGUUUGUCUCGUUACUUUCGUUCGGCCCAUUCCUGUGCCGUCAAACGGCUCCCUACCUGGAUUAACCGAAGAAAGCGUUCACGAGAAGGUUACCGAUUACAACAAGAGUAGGUUUGCAAAUAUUAAACUUGCUCACCUCAAUGCAAGUCUAAUCAAGCCCCCGGACCACCUCGAAGGAUUGCCAAUGGAAAGAAACGGUCACCUAAAUCCACAGUACCGAAAAGAAGUCUUAUUAGGCACCGAGAGUUCAAAGCAACAAGGCGAUGAAGCUCUCUUACGGACCGUUUUUGCCAAGGUCGACAUCAAUAAUGACGGGCAUCUGACCAUUUCAGAACUGGAAAACUGGAUUGCAGCGAAGGUUAAAGAGCAUUACACUCAAGCUGUCAGGGACAAUUUUUGGAUAUUCUCAGCACUUGACAAAAAUCACGACGGGCGGGUCUCUUGGGAAGAAUAUCAUGUAAACUUUAUGAUAGAAAAGGGCUUUGAUGACAAAUAUGCCAAGAACCACCCAGAAGAUCACAAGACUCUUGACAGGGACUUGAAAGAGAAGAUUCUGCUUGACAAAGCCAUGUGGUUUGAAGCGGCCAACUCUGACCCAGAUGCAUUGAAUAUUGACGAAUUCCUUACCUUCCGGCACCCCGAGCACAGUCAUGUCUCACUCAUCAAAAUGGUGAAUGACAUCAUCAGCAACCUUGAUGAAAAUGGAGAUGAACAGCUUUCUGAGGACGAGUUUUCUCAACUUGGACCUGAUGAGAUGAAGCGCACAGCAAAAGAAGAGUGGAAGAAAGAACGAAUCCAGGAGUUCCGCCAGAACAUCGACCUCAAUGGAGAUGGACAGGCCAGUCGACAGGAAUUGCUGAUGUACAAUGAUCCGGAGAAUCCCAUUCAUGCAAGAAGCGAAGCACGGGAACUGGUGCAACAAGCCGACAAUGACGGGGAUAAUCAGUUAAGCCUGGAGGAGGUUCUUUCCCAAAAGGAUGUAUUCCUUGGAAGCAAGAUGGUGAAUACAGCCAAGAAUAUUCACGAUGAAUUUUGAUGA